Molecule: messenger RNA, 2894 nt
Organism: Menidia menidia (Atlantic silverside)
Lineage: Eukaryota; Metazoa; Chordata; Actinopteri; Atheriniformes; Atherinopsidae
Source: the annotation of a GenBank genome assembly
UCUAAUAAAAUCUCCUCAUACGCAUCACUAUCACACGGUCCUCUGUCACAUAGAUUUGCUCCGCUUCAGUUACAGCAAUCUAGGCUGACUAUCCUCUACAGACAGCCAUUCAGAUGGGUAACGUACCCACUACAGUGAAGCAUUGCAUGAGCUAUGAGCAGCUUAUCGAGGAACAUCCCUGGCUGAGGCGCUGGCUGCUGCAAGAGAAGAUCAUUACACAACAUAAGUAUCCAGCAUUUGUGAAAAUUGUUGAAGUUGGGCCAAGAGAUGGACUUCAGAAUGAGAAGGAACUUGUUCCGACUAGGGUGAAAAUCCAGCUGAUUGACAUGCUCUCAGAAACAGGCCUUUCUGCAAUUGAGGCCACCAGCUUUGUCUCCUCAAAGUGGGUACCGCAGAUGGCUGACCACAGUGAAGUACUCCUUGGAAUCCAGAGAGCACCCCAUGUCCAGUACCCAGUUUUAACACCUAACAUGCAAGGUUUUCAGGAUGCUGUUGCGGCUGGCGCUUCUGAAGUGGCGGUGUUUGGGUCAGCAUCUGAAACCUUUUGCACAAAAAAUAUUAACUGUUCCAUUGAUGAAAGUAUGUCGAGGUUUGAGGAAGUCAUCAACACAGCCAAAGAACGACAGAUUCCAGUCCGUGGGUAUGUUUCUUGUGCCCUUGGGUGCCCCCACGAGGGACCCAUCGAACCCUCAAAGGUUGCUGAGGUGGCAAAAAGAUUAUAUGAUAUGGGCUGUUAUGAGAUUUCUUUGGGGGACACCAUUGGUAUUGGUACUCCAGGUUCCAUGUUUGAGAUGCUACAGAGGGUGGUAAAAGAUGUGCCCAUCAAUGCUAUUGCAGUUCACUGUCAUGACACAUAUGGACAAGCUCUUCCCAACAUUCUUACUGCACUUCAGAUGGGGGUGUCCGUGGUGGAUUCUGCAGUUGCAGGCCUCGGAGGUUGCCCCUACGCUCAGGGUUCAUCUGGCAAUGUUUCCACAGAGGAUGUUCUUUACAUGCUCCACGGCAUGGGCAUUGAAACAGGCGUAAAUCUUGCCAAAGUCAUAGAAGCUGGUGAUUUCAUCUGCAAUGCCUUAUGUCGCAAGACAAGCUCCAAGGUUGCCCAGGCACGAAGCAGGUUGCAGUGAUGUGUCCGUGUGAAAACACUGACUUAUUUUUAGUCUGAUCAUUUUAAAGGGUUUUUGCUGCCUUCACAUUUGUUGAUUCUCAUAUGAUUGAUUCUCAUAUGAUCUUCAGUGUCCAUAGAGUUUCAUUUUUUGUCGCCUUACAUUUCUCUUCAUAUAGACAGACUGUGAUCAAAUCAAACUGAAAUGUCACGUUGGAUUAGAAGCAGCUUUCUGUAGCUUGUUAUCUUCAUUAGUUAGGAGUAUAUCCAGUUCUGGUUUUUAGAUAACAUGUGGUAUCUGAUUCUAUUUACAACCUUCCCUCAUUAAUUUGGCUUUAUCACCUGUUAUUCUUUGGAUUGCUCAGUGGCCUUAUUAAAAAUUGGUCUGCCUCUGCUGCUCACUGAGUACUCCCUUUUGCUCUUUGAAUUUAGGCCUCCUUUUAUACCAGCUAUGUUAGCUGAAGGUGACAGGUGGGUACUCUGCAAAGAGUUGGGGAAAUUAACACUCUGGGGAGCUUUUGCCAUUUGCAAAAAGCCUGCAGAGGUUUUCCAAAGAUCACGAACGAAGAGGCCUUUGAUUUUUUCUCCUGUUUAAUCACCCCUUUUAAACCUGACAUUGAGGUACUGUGAAUCUAAAGAUGAAUGCCAUUUCAUUUUUCCAAGUCUGCCCUUUUGGCUGAAGAUUUUUUAUUUAAAACAUUAUCAAAUGGAUGGAUAGAAAGUAUAUAUUGUGUAUGAUUACAUUAAAAAGACCAUUCAGUGACAGGUGUCACCCAAGAUCGAUAAUUACUCUGAACUGGAUUAAAAAAUAUGAAACUCUAAUGAAUAGCUGAGGUAGUGUACAACAAUAUUUGCAUACAUUCAUGAAGCUAAGGAAAUUGUACACAUGGGGGGGUGCAUUUUCAUCGCAAGUUCAAAUAGCUAUCUGAAAUUUAAAUGAAGCAUUCAUCCGUCAAAUUCAGAGAUCUGCUGUAAAUCAAGGAUAAUUUUCUGCAAACUGAUAUGCAGAUUUGGGGGAAAAAACAAAAGAUGGCAGGUGUGCAAAGUAAUGUAAUGAUUUGAAAUGACAAACAACAGGAUUACUUACCUGAAAAUUGUGAUUUGAUAUGACUGGAGAAAAUAGAUGAAUGGCUAAUAAAAUAAGAGAAAAGAGCUGUCACAGUGUGCAGUGAUGUCUAAAUCUCUUUGUUUUACCAUGUUUUUUUGCAAUGCACCACAAGGUGAUUUUUAUGUACUGUGGAAUCUGACUAAAUUUGAGAGGGAAAAAAGAAAAAUGAAAAAACAACCAGACACAAAUGUUAAAGCUCUGACAGGAAAAAGAAAUGACACCUAUCAAAAGGUGGUAUAUACCUGGGAGUAACUGACUACUUUGUUCUUGAGGUUGGAGGUAGGCAAUGUUGGAGGUGUCAGAAUAUUUAAGUCUGAUAACCUGAGUCAGAGCUUGUCCAAACUACCUUUACAGGGUUUUUCUGCUUUAUGAAAGUUAAUGACCACCAACAAAGGUUAAGGAUGUACACUGAUAGCACAUGCUGGUUGUGUGCUUACUUUCAUUCUCAAAUUUCCCCGGAGAAAAAGUGAUAUAGUCAUGAAAAUCUUAUCUAUUGAUGUUUGCCCACAAACACAGCCGUUGCUGUUUUUUCAUGCAGAAGUGCAUGAAAACUAUUUCUACAGCCUUUACUUGUGAUAACCAGGUAUUGUCCUGUUCAGCCGAGGAGGAGGAACAUUUGCUUCAGACAUCUAUUCACUGCUAAAACUGUUUGACUCCCAUCAGCUUGCAUCAAGAAGAAAUAAA